AUUGCUUCAAUCCUGCCGUCUCCAAGGGCGUGGGCUAAAGGGGUCCGGGGCAGGCAGUUUCCCGGCGCCUUGGACCCUCCCAACGCGCGGGUAGGGGAAGUCGCGCAGCUCAGGCACAAAUCCUGGGCGUCCGGCGGUCUUCAGCUCGGGUCCUGGCCGCGUUGGGGGCGGGGGAGUGGGCAGCAGAGAGCGCAGGCGCAGUGUCCGCACCGCGGCGCCCCUCUCCACGCCCCGCCUGGCGGCCUCAGCGGCCCUGGCCACGUUUUUUCCUGGCGAAGCGCGCGGCGGACACAGCCGUCCUAGAGGCUGGACUAGGCGCGCUGUAGCGGGCAUCCGGGCCGGAGCGCCGCGCGCCCCUUCUUCGCAGUGAAACGAAGAAUUGCUUAUCUGAAGAAAUGGAUACCUCUCCCUCCAAAAAAUAUCCAGUUAAAAAACGGGUGAAAAUACAUCCCAACACUGUGAUGGUGAAAUAUACUUCUCAUUAUCCCCAGCCUGGGGAUGAUGGAUAUGAAGAAAUCAAUGAAGACUAUGGAAAUUUUAUGGAAGAAAAUCCAAAGAAAGGCCUACUGAGUGAAAUGAAAAGAAAAGGAAGAACUUUCUUUGGAACCAUGGAUACUCGACCUCCACCAACGGAAGACCCAAUGACGGAUGAUAUUGGACAAUUCCAGAGCUUUGCAGAAAAAAACAUUUUUCAAUCCAGAAAAAUGUGGAUAGUGCUGUUUGGAUCUGCUUUGGCUCAUGGAUGUGUAGCUCUUAUCACUAGGCUUGUCUCUGACCGUUCUAAAGUUCCAUCUCUAGAACUGAUUUUUAUCCGUUCUGUCUUGCAGGUCUUGUCUGUGUUAGUUGUGUGUUACUACCAGGAGGCGCCCUUUGGACCCAGUGGAUACAGAUUACGACUCUUCUUUUAUGGUGUAUGCAAUGUCAUUUCUAUCACCUGUGCUUAUACAUCAUUUUCAAUAGUUCCUCCCAGCAAUGGGACCACUAUGUGGAGAGCCACAACCACAGUCUUCAGUGCCAUUCUGGCUUUUUUACUUGUGGAUGAGAAAAUGGCUUAUGUUGACAUGGCUACUGUUGUUUGCAGCAUCUUAGGUGUUUGUCUUGUCAUGAUCCCCAACAUUGUUGAUGAAGACAAUUCUUUGUUAAAUGCCUGGAAAGAAGCCUUUGGGUAUACUAUGACUGUGAUGGCUGGACUGACCACUGCUCUUUCCAUGAUAGUAUACAGAUCCAUUAAGGAGAAGAUUAGCAUGUGGACUGCACUAUUUACCUUUGGUUGGACUGGGACAAUCUGGGGAAUAUCUACUAUGUUUGUUCUUCAAGAACCCAUCAUCCCAUUAGAUGGAGAAACCUGGAGUUAUCUCAUUGCCAUAUGUGUCUGUUCUACUGCAGCAUUCUUAGGAGUUUAUUAUGCCUUGGACAAAUUCCAUCCAGCUUUGGUCAGCACAGUGCAACACCUGGAGAUUGUAGUAGCUAUGGUCUUGCAGCUUCUAGUGUUACACAUAUUUCCUAGUGUCUAUGAUGUUUUUGGAGGGGUAAUCAUUAUGAUUAGUGUUUUUGUCCUUGCUGGUUAUAAACUUUAUUGGAGGAAUUUAAGAAGGCAGGAUUAUCAGGAAAUCCUAGACUCUCCCAUCAAGUGAAGACUUGAUUAUUAUUUUGUUAACAUUCACUUAUUCAUAGGUACACUGCCAUUUUAAUGUUUACCUAUAAAUGUUUUGUGUUGUAUAAGUGACAGAGUGCUAUAUAAUAUAUAAUUAAUAUAUGCAGAUGUAGAAAAUUCUAGUCUAAUAUAUUCAAAAACAAAUAUUAAUAAAUAUGUGAAACAUCA
Leopardus geoffroyi (Geoffroy's cat) is the source of this 1822-nucleotide messenger RNA. RefSeq names its product solute carrier family 35 member G2 (gene SLC35G2). The coding region runs from base 396 to 1634 and encodes 412 amino acids. Gene Ontology annotation, cellular component: plasma membrane. The transcript is spliced from 2 exons. The record is from RefSeq and is a predicted model, not a curated record. NCBI's taxonomy places the organism in Eukaryota, Metazoa, Chordata, Mammalia, Carnivora, Felidae.